Sycon ciliatum is the source of this 1323-nucleotide messenger RNA. RefSeq lists its product as uncharacterized. Lineage: Eukaryota; Metazoa; Porifera; Calcarea; Leucosolenida; Sycettidae. Bases 1 to 1323 code for a protein of 440 amino acids. The record is from RefSeq and is a predicted model, not a curated record. The transcript is spliced from 2 exons.
AUGAUCUUUGCUGCUCGCCAAGUACUCGAGAAAGCCAUCGAACAUCAAUCUGAUCUGUACGUCUUGUUUGUGGAUCUACGCAAGGCGUACGACUCGGUCCCCCGAACAGCGCUUUGGCUCGUCCUGCAGAAACUCGGUGUGCCUCCGAGCAUGCUUCAGGUGAUCCGGUCUCUUCACGAGGGUAUGAUGGCGUCUGUUCGCGUGGGUAGUGGUCAGUCUGACAGCUCUGGGGUGGAGAAUGGUCUACACCAGGGUUGCACCCUGGCUCCGAUGUUGUUCAACCUCUACUUCUCUGCCGUCCUUGCACACUGGCGCUCAACAUCCACAGUGCCUAGUUUCCCGAUGAAACAUCGUAUCGGCCGCAAGUUGGUUGGCGACCGUACUGCCAAGCACAGACUCACAGACUUAUCCGUGUUGGAGUCGCUAUUUGCGGAUGAUGCUGCCCUGUAUACCACUUCGUACGAGCACAUGGAGACGAUGGUGAAGGAAUUUACGCAGUAUGCGUCAGGCUGGGGCCUGACUGUUAGUGUGCAGAAGACGAAGUUCUUGGCGGUCGGUCCGAGUGUCAUCCGUGCUGAUAUUGUGAUGCCUGGCAGUGCUGGUGACGUGAUCGGCGUGGUCAGCGAUUUUACCUACCUAGGCAGUACGAUCAGCGACGAUGGAGAGCUGGUUGCCGAAGUCACGACUUGUCUUGCCAAGGCAUCGAGGGCGUUUGGUCCUGCCACUGAGGGCGAUCCUGGGCGAGCUGCUCUCUCGGGUCUAUCGCUUGGAAUCCGGCGCCAGGUCUACCAGGCCUUGGUUCUUAUAGUGCUGCUGUAUGGUUCUGAGACAUGGACGCUGAAGGCACCCCUCCUGCGCAGGUUGGACACGUCCCAUCGACAGUGUGUUCGCACGAUCCUGAGUGUUACCCGAGACCAGCAGUGGCAGGAACACCUGUCAAGUGAAGACCUGGCGAAGCCCGGCGGCAUGCCAGCCUCGCUGGAGGAGGCCAUUCGUGCGAAUCACCUGCGAUGGCUUGGUCACCUCGCAAGGAUGGACGACACAAGGUUGCCAAAGCAGAUCCUGUUUGCGGAGGGCACUAACAAGCGGCCCCGCCAUGGACCCAAGCGUCGUUGGAGAGAUGUGGCAGCUUCAGACCUGCGUGCGACCGGUAUCCCGGAGGCGCAAUGGUACCACCUUGCUCAGAACCGGAGGGACUGGGGCGAGCGUAGCCGUCGGAAGCCACUAAGCCAGCCCCAACCAAGAGUGUUCGUCUGUUUCUGCGGCCGCGACUUUCGCGGUCCUAAUGAUUUAUCCCGAAACAAGAACUACUACCUUGCCUAA